This is a messenger RNA of Penicillium canescens, 537 nucleotides long. RefSeq lists its product as uncharacterized. The record is from RefSeq and is a predicted model, not a curated record. Bases 1 to 537 code for a protein of 178 amino acids. NCBI's taxonomy places the organism in Eukaryota, Fungi, Ascomycota, Eurotiomycetes, Eurotiales, Aspergillaceae. The transcript has a single exon.
AUGUCUCUUGAUAACCCCAAACGCUACCGCAACACGGGUCCACCCCACCCCAUCGAUGCAGACACAUAUAAAGAAGUCGCGAUCACCUCACCACUAAGAUCCCACCCACCACUACCCUCAACAAUCGAAUCCAGCACCAGCGACUGCACCUUGCAAGUAAAUCACGAAGACUGUACCCUAGAGCUCAGCGACCGCUCCCUAAACCUCGAACUGAACGGCAUGCUAAAAGAAAGGCAUGUAGAGACAGACAUCGAGAAAGAAGCCGUGAACCAGGCAGAGCAGCACGAGUCCGGCCCACAGCGUGCAGGAACCGGCAAUGCCAGUCAGCUCCCGUACUCGGAGUCCAUGACGGAGACGGGGACUGUUAAGCGUCACAGAUCUCGUCGGCGGCAGUGGAUUAUUGCGAGUGCUGUAUUGGGGGUUCUUGUUAUCCUUACUGUUAUUAUUGUUCCUUCUGCUAUCUAUGGUACUCGUGAGACUCAGGCGAGGAAUAUGGCUAAGGCUCAGGCUAAUGAGGUUGGGCUUGGAUAUACAUGA